Molecule: messenger RNA, 1305 nt
Organism: Lactuca virosa
Lineage: Eukaryota; Viridiplantae; Streptophyta; Magnoliopsida; Asterales; Asteraceae
Source: the annotation of a GenBank genome assembly
AUGGCCUCACUAUUGCUUGCUUUUCUAAUUCUCCAAUUCGUCCAGACCAAUUGCAAUUUCGAUGGAGGAUCCAUUGAAUUGGGAGCUUCAUUUGUCGCUGAUGCGCAAUCUACCACCAAUCCAUGGUACUCCCAUUCUAAAAUGUUUGCAUUUGGAUUUCACCCACAAGGCAGUAGCUAUGUGGUUGCAAUCUGGUUAGUGAACGCCGGAGAAACCACCGUUGUGUGGACUGCUUAUCGAGAUGAUCCACCUGUAUCACCAAAUACCACACUCAAACUUACCCAUCAAGGGGAAUUGGUUCUAAGCUCCAAACAGGGUCUCGUUAAUAAGAUCAUUGCAUCCAACGUUUCAUAUGCUGUGAUGAAUGACAACGGCAAUUUUAUAUUGUACAAUGAUCAAAUGGGUGUAGUAUGGCAGAGUUUCGACUAUCCUACUGAUUCCAUGUUACUAGGCCAGAGACUCUUUGGUGGGCAGCAAUUGGUUUCAAGUGUCUCUAAAACCAAUUACUCUAGUGGACGUUUCCGUAUCAAGAUGCAGAUCGAUGGUAAUCUUGUUAUGUAUCCGAAAAACACAGAGGAUGAUUAUGCAAGUGCUUACUGGUCUUCAGGUACCUUUGAGCACAAGACUUCAAGGAACUACCUGUACUUAAAUGACACCGGAUUACUGCUUAUCAAUGGCAGUAAUUCAGACGCCAUCAAGUAUUUCUAUACUACACUGAAUUAUCCUGUUAUAUAUCGUGCGACACUUGGUGAUGACGGAAUCUUUCGGCUAUAUUUUUACAAUGAUAGUAACUCCUCCCCCAUCAUAGUAUGGAAAAAGACAGAUUGUCCUUGUAGUGUGAAGAACAUCUGCGGAUUGAACUGCUACUGCGCUUUGAAUCAUGAUCAACCCGAUUGUGUUUGCUUGCCGGGUUCUGAUUUUGUAGAGCUCGAUUUCAAGCAUAGGGGCUGCGAAAGGAAUUUUACAAAAGCAAUGUGCAAAAGCGGGAAAGAAAACGAUACAUAUUAUCAUAUGGUUUCGGAAGAGGGAUUACUGUGUGAAGAUUAUCCUUACUAUCGGGCUAUUACUCACUUCAAAGAGGAAUGUAGGGAUUCAUGUUUGAAGGAUUGCGAUUGUGAUGCAGCUUUUUUCAAAAACUCUUUCUGCGAAAGACACAAGUUCCCACUGAGGUACGUUAAAAGAGUUUACGAUGAGCCUACUACGUAUAUGAGUUUCUUCAAGACAAUCAGAGUAAACCUAAAUGCUACUUCAGUGGAUAAGGAGAUGAUGACUUCAAGCAGCAACAAGAAGAUUAUUGGAAAGUAG